Molecule: messenger RNA, 1086 nt
Organism: Halteromyces radiatus
Lineage: Eukaryota; Fungi; Mucoromycota; Mucoromycetes; Mucorales; Cunninghamellaceae
Exons: 6
Coding region: 35-793 (252 amino acids)
Biological process (GO): proteasome core complex assembly
Cellular component (GO): endoplasmic reticulum
Molecular function (GO): proteasome binding
Source: RefSeq, a predicted model, not a curated record
CUUUUUCUUCAUUCAGAAUCCUUUAUUACAUAUUAUGGAUUACGAAGAUUCUUUCCCCAGUGCUCCCGUACGGUACGCUUUCGAUGAUAGUGAUGAUGAUAUUGACAGUUCUGAUUUAUCUACAGCAACACCUCCCAACAAUCUUUCUAUUGGUUUGGUAGAACCUUUACCUCAAAAGCCAUGUACUCUUGUUCUUGGUGUGCAUGCUGGUGCUUCCUAUCUCAAUGCUCUCAAUACUACUGUUAUUGGGCAUAUCACAUCCGAGGAACAAACUUCUAAAACCAAAACUGAAGCUGAUAUUUCAACAACAGAUGAUAUCGCAUGUAUCUCUUUCCCACAAGUAGAAGCAAAAGAUUCUCAUAUGUUUACAAAGUUGGUUUUUGAUCUUCCUGGUUUACAAAUUGAAAAGGUUAUUUUAUUGGAUUCAUUUGUCUCUACAGAUUAUACAAACCAUGUCUGGGGUGAGAAUGUCAGUCCACCUUUUCUUCGAGUGUUACAAACAUCAUCCACGAAAAAGAUACCCGAGAUAAAUACAUAUGAAGCACCAAAUCUCGUCAAGGAUCUAUCAGCUGCUUUGUUAGCCCAUUGUGAAAUGCACGGUAUUCCUUGUUAUGCUUUCUUUAGUUUACAAGAAUCUCUUUUAGGAAAGCAUAUCAUUACCAAAGAUACAUGUACUGCCUAUUCUCAAGGUUUGGAUAAACUUGGGAUUCAAUUACCAGUUGACAAGGAUAAGUUGGCUCAAGUGCUAAAAAAGGGUAGUGUGGAUGAACAUCACCAUCGAUUGUAUUUGUAGUGUCCUGUGGAUUCAUUCAACCAACCAUCACUAUAUUUACUACGAUCUAUCCUCAUUCUCAUCUAGUAUAUUAAUAUUGAUAGUUUUGAUCAAUCUUCCUUCUCUCUCUCUCUCUCUCUCUCUCUCUCUAACUAUCUCGUAGUAUAACCCACACUCUUUAUCAUCAUAGCCAAUAAAAUCCGUUCCAACAUGUAUUUCUGUUUUUAGAUUUACUUAUCAUGUUCCUAGAAAAUCAUGUUCUUGCUUUCAAUAAAAUGAUGUCGUACUUCGAAAAAAACGACUUUUUUAGUUUC